AUGUCCCCAUCUGACUUCUUGGAUAAACUGAUGGGCAGAACAUCAGGUUAUGAUGCUAGGAUCAGACCCAAUUUUAAAGGUCCCCCAGUAAAUGUUACCUGCAACAUAUUUAUCAACAGCUUUGGCUCAAUAGCUGAAACCACAAUGGACUACAGAGUAAACAUCUUCUUGCGUCAGAACUGGAACGACCCGCGGCUCGCCUACAGCGAGUUUCCGGACUCCUCCCUGGAUCUAGACCCUUCCAUGCUGGAUUCCAUUUGGAAGCCUGAUCUGUUCUUUGCCAAUGAGAAGGGUGCAAACUUCCACGAUGUUACCACUGACAACAAACUUCUGAGAAUCUUCAAAGAUGGAACUGUCCUUUACAGUAUCAGGCUGACUUUAAUCCUGUCUUGUCCAAUGGAUCUGAAAAACUUCCCCAUGGAUGUGCAGACAUGCACCAUGCAGCUGGAAAGCUUUGGCUAUACCAUGAACGACUUGAUAUUUGAAUGGAAGGAUGACAGCCCUGUGCAGGUUGCAGAGGGCCUGACCCUACCACAGUUCAUCUUAAAAGAUGAGAAAGAACUGGGAUACUGCACCAAGCAUUACAACACAGGUAAAUUCACCUGUAUUGAGGUGAACUUCCAUCUGGAGAGACAGAUGGGCUACUACCUGAUCCAGAUGUACAUUCCCAGCCUGCUCAUCGUCAUCCUGUCCUGGGUGUCCUUCUGGAUCAACAUGGACGCCGCGCCGGCCAGAGUGGCGCUGGGCAUCACCACCGUGCUCACCAUGACAACACAGAGUUCAGGCUCGCGCGCAUCUCUGCCAAAAGUCUCCUAUGUGAAGGCCAUAGAUAUCUGGAUGGCGGUGUGCCUGUUGUUCGUAUUUGCUGCCCUGCUGGAGUAUGCAGGAGUAAACUUUGUCUCCCGGCAACAGAAGGAGUUCCUGCGCUUAAAGCGAAGACAGAGAAGAAACAAGGAUGACGAGAGUCGUCUGAACUUCUCAGGCUACACCAUGGGCCCCUGUCUGCAGAUGAAGGACGGCAACGCCAUAAAGAGCGCCACGCCCAACGCAGUGCAGACGGGCCCCACACAGAAGGAGACAGAGAUCAUCAAGAAGAAGUUUGUGGACAGGGCCAAGAGGAUCGACACGGUGUCUCGAGCUGCCUUUCCCCUCGCCUUCCUCAUUUUUAACAUCUUUUACUGGAUUACGUACAAAAUCAUCAGACACGAGGACAUCUACAAAAAGUAGCGCUGCCAACCAGCGGGAUCUGCCAAAAACAAAACAAAAAAAAAGGUAGCAGCUAUUGGUGGUCAGUUUCUCUAGGGGGAGGAUCGUGUCUGAGACAGGUCGUCAGUGGACCUCCACGUAGAGGGGAACAAGUGAUGUGAAAUUUGUUUUCUCUUUGGGAUAACACGUCUGGGUUUAGCUUUCUGAGGAGACGGACAGAGUCCCACACAGUGCACUGUUUCUGAUGAGAUGUGAUAGCAGUCAGGAGCCUUGGUCUGCAGGCUGGUUAAACUGUUUAAGUACAGACGAGCCAAAUGUUGUGUGAGAUCACCGCCAUUGUAUUAUAUUGCAUUGAAAUGACCAACAUUCCGAGAGUUUGUACGAGCAGAAACCUAAGAUCAGGAAGGUUUGCUUUUUAACGAGGGGUUUCCUACAGCGGAUGAUUACACUGUUUUCUACAGCUGCACAACAACUGUUUUUACAGACUGAUCAGUAAGGCCUAAUUUGUCCAUUCACUAUAGUGAAAUACUGCUGUCAUUUCUGUUAGAAACCUAAAGCCUUAGAUAUUAUACGCAAGAUCAAACUGUAU
Sardina pilchardus (European sardine) is the source of this 1795-nucleotide messenger RNA. RefSeq names its product glycine receptor, alpha 2 (gene glra2). NCBI's taxonomy places the organism in Eukaryota, Metazoa, Chordata, Actinopteri, Clupeiformes, Clupeidae. The coding region runs from base 1 to 1227 and encodes 408 amino acids. Gene Ontology annotation, cellular component: neuron projection; synapse; plasma membrane. Gene Ontology annotation, biological process: chloride transmembrane transport; chemical synaptic transmission; signal transduction. The transcript has 8 exons. Gene Ontology annotation, molecular function: transmitter-gated monoatomic ion channel activity involved in regulation of postsynaptic membrane potential; chloride channel activity; transmembrane signaling receptor activity. The record is from RefSeq and is a predicted model, not a curated record.